AGCAUGAGCCCUGCCUUCUGUAUUUAGUCUGGUACUACCUGGGUUCAGAGUACUGCAAAACUUCAGGAGGAGAGACUUUUGAAACUAUGUUUAACACAAAGUUGCUGAUCACACUGGCCCUAUUCUUUGAGGCCAACCAUGCAGAGCAGCUGUUUAAGAUUAAAGUGGAAACUUACCUUCACCAGGAUCCAGUAACAGGACAGACACUUACCUGUAAUCGCUGCCCGCCUGGACAACACCUACAAAACCAUUGUACAGCCACUCAUCAGACCAUAUGUGCUCCCUGCUCAGAAAACCACUAUACCCAGUACUGGAAUUACAUUGAGAAAUGUCAGUACUGCAACAAUUUCUGCAAGGAAAAUCAGUUUGUCAAGAAAGAGUGCAGUCCUUUUCACAACCGAGUUUGUGAGUGCAGAAAAGGCUAUUACUGGCACUUUGAGUUUUGCAUUAAGCACAGUGAGUGCCCACCUGAAUAUGGUGUCAAAGUGGAAGGCACGCCCCACAAAGACACAGUCUGUGAGAAAUGUCCUCCAGGAUGGUUUUCUUCUGCGAGUUCCAAACAUGAGAAGUGCCUUAAACACACUGACUGUGAGUCCUUGAACCUAAUACAGAUCAUCAGUGGUACUGGGUGGCAUGACAACCUGUGUAUGUCAUGCACAGACCCCAAAGCAACAGGUGGACGCACUUCACAUGAAGAAAUCCUCGCUCUUUUUUUUGAUCGCCAAAACCUGAAACGUAAAAAAGUUAUCAAAUUUGGAAGAAAACUUUUUCGUCAGGAGGCACAGAAAAUAUUCAAAAAAGCUGGAAACAUUUCACCACAAAAGCUCAUGAUGCUUUACAUUAAAGAAUGGAAAUCUGACCAAAAUACAGCUGGCAAUACAUCAGAGGAGUUGCUGGAAAAGCUGAGAGAAGCAAGGCUCACAAAAGUUGCACAACGGUUAGAGAAGAAAUUUCAUAUGAAUGGACAUGAAAAAAUGCAACAGAAUCUUUGUACAAUUUCCAAUCAUAUAUAAAAAUGUAUACCAUUUUUCUUCAAACAGACACACAUAAAUGUGUCUUUCUGUUAACUUGUCACACUUAAGUUUCUACAUAUAGAGAGAGACGUGCUGUUUCAAUUGUGAUGAUUUUUUUUUUUUUUAACACAAAUUAUUUGUAUUAUAUUUUACGUAUUUCUACGUGUUGUGGCAGAGUGAAAGCUUGUCUGUCCUGUAAAGGGUUAAUUUACAGGCAAACUAUAUACUUCCGGAGUAAGGGUCACGAAGAAGGGGCUACAGCCAUGUAUUUUGGUUCAAUAAAAGUUAUCUCAGUGUGUUGCAACCUGAUGUCCGU
Acipenser ruthenus (sterlet) is the source of this 1329-nucleotide messenger RNA. Its product is annotated as tumor necrosis factor receptor superfamily member 6B-like. The record is from RefSeq and is a predicted model, not a curated record. The transcript has 4 exons. Gene Ontology annotation, molecular function: protein binding. Bases 87 to 1013 code for a protein of 308 amino acids. NCBI's taxonomy places the organism in Eukaryota, Metazoa, Chordata, Actinopteri, Acipenseriformes, Acipenseridae.